Messenger RNA from Pipistrellus nathusii (Nathusius's pipistrelle), 1980 nucleotides. Lineage: Eukaryota; Metazoa; Chordata; Mammalia; Chiroptera; Vespertilionidae. The record is from the annotation of a GenBank genome assembly.
AUGGCGGCCUUCAGCAAGUACCUGACGGCGCGGAACUCCUCGCUGGCGGGGGCCGCGUUCCUGCUGCUCUGCCUGCUCCACAAGCGGCGCCGCGCCCUCGGCCUGCCAGGUAAGAAAAAUGGAAAACCACCAUUACAGAAAAAUGAGAAAGAAGGAAAAAAAGAGCGAGCUAUGGUGGACAAAGUGUUUUUUUCAAGACUCUCACGGAUUCUAAAAAUCAUGGUCCCUAGAACAUUUUGUAAAGAGACAGGUUACUUGAUACUUAUUGCUGUUAUGCUGGUGUCUCGAACAUAUUGUGAUGUUUGGAUGAUUCAAAAUGGGACACUCAUUGAAAGUGGUAUCAUUGGUCGUAGCAGAAAAGAUUUCAAGAGGUACUUAUUCAACUUCAUCGCUGCCAUGCCUCUCAUCUCUCUGGUUAAUAACUUCUUGAAGUUUGGGUUAAAUGAGCUCAAACUGUGCUUCCGAGUAAGGCUAACUAAAUACCUCUAUGAGGAGUAUCUCCAAGCUUUCACAUAUUAUAAAAUGGGAAAUCUGGACAACAGAAUAGCUAACCCAGACCAGCUGCUUACACAAGAUGUAGAAAAGUUUUGUAACAGUGUAGUUGAUCUGUAUUCAAAUCUUAGUAAGCCAUUUUUAGACAUAGUUUUGUAUAUCUUCAAGUUAACGAGUGCAAUAGGAGCUCAGGGCCCAGCGAGCAUGAUGGCCUAUUUGCUUGUUUCUGGGCUAUUCCUAACUCGACUUAGAAGACCCAUUGGGAAGAUGACAAUAACUGAGCAAAAAUAUGAAGGAGAGUAUAGAUAUGUUAAUUCCCGGCUCAUAACAAACAGUGAAGAAAUUGCCUUUUAUGAUGGGAAUAAAAGAGAAAAGCAGACAAUCCACGCAGUCUUCCAAAAACUGGUGGAACAUCUGCAUAAUUUUAUUUUGUUUCGGUUUUCUAUGGGCUUCAUCGAUAGCAUAAUUGCCAAAUAUCUUGCCACUGUAGUUGGUUACCUAGUUGUCAGCCGCCCUUUCCUAGAUUUGUCUCAUCCUCGACAUCUCAGGAGUACACAUUCAGAACUUCUGGAGGAUUACUACCAAAGUGGAAGGAUGCUUUUGCGCAUGUCUCAAGCUCUAGGUCGAAUAGUUUUGGCUGGCCGUGAAAUGACUAGAUUGGCUGGUUUUACUGCUCGGAUUUCUGAAUUAAUGCAAGUAUUAAAGGAUUUAAAAAGUGGAAAAUAUGAACGCACAAUGAUCUCUCAACAAGAAAGGGGUAUUGAAGGAGCACAAAGCAUUCCCUUGAUACCUGGAGCUGGAGAAAUCAUCAAUGCUGAUAACAUUAUAAAAUUUGAUCAUGUUCCUUUAGCAACGCCAAAUGGAGAUAUCUUGAUUCGAGAUCUUAAUUUUGAAGUUCGAUCUGGGGCCAACGUUCUAAUUUGUGGUCCAAAUGGAUGUGGGAAGAGUUCACUUUUCCGUGUUCUUGGUGGAUUAUGGCCUCUUUUUGGAGGACGUCUAACUAAGCCUGAGAGAGGAAAGUUAUUUUAUGUUCCUCAGAGACCUUAUAUGACCCUGGGAACCCUUCGAGAUCAAGUGAUAUAUCCAGAUGGCAAAGAAGAUCAGAAAAGGAAGGGGAUAUCUGACCUAGUACUGAAGGAAUACUUAGAUAAUGUCCAGUUGGGUCAUAUCCUUGAACGUGAAGGAGGCUGGGACAGUGUUCAGGAUUGGAUGGAUGUGCUCAGUGGUGGAGAGAAGCAAAGAAUGGCGAUGGCAAGAUUAUUUUAUCAUAAACCCCAGUUUGCCAUCUUGGAUGAGUGCACCAGCGCAGUGAGUGUGGACGUGGAAGGCUACAUCUACAAUCACUGUCGAGAGGUUGGCAUCACCCUCUUCACUGUGUCUCAUAGGAAGUCUCUUUGGAAACAUCAUGAGUACUACCUGCAUAUGGAUGGCAGAGGCAAUUAUGAAUUUAAACAGAUAACAGAAGAUACAGUUGAGUUUGGCUCUUAG